Messenger RNA from Talpa occidentalis (Iberian mole), 3034 nucleotides. RefSeq names its product Janus kinase and microtubule interacting protein 3 (gene JAKMIP3). The transcript is spliced from 21 exons. NCBI's taxonomy places the organism in Eukaryota, Metazoa, Chordata, Mammalia, Eulipotyphla, Talpidae. Gene Ontology annotation, molecular function: microtubule binding; kinase binding. The record is from RefSeq and is a predicted model, not a curated record. Bases 90 to 2792 code for a protein of 900 amino acids.
GUAGUGGGGCCGCAGCGAGGCGUCGCCAGCCGGAGCUUGGCACGGAGGACCCAGACGAGCGACCGCCGGCGCCCCGGGCCACCCCCACCAUGUCCAAGAAGGGCGCGGGCAGCCGGGGCCGGGGGGACAGGGCGGAGGCCCUGGCCGCUCUGCAGUCCGCCAACGAGGAGCUGCGGGCCAAGCUCACGGACAUCCAGAUCGAGCUGCAGCAGGAGAAGAGCAAGGUGAGCCGGGUGGAGCGCGAGAAGACGCAGGAGCUGCGGCAGGCCCGCGAGCACGAGCAGCACAGGAGCGCCGUCCUGCUCACCGAGCUCAAGAGCAAGCUGCACGAGGAGAAGCUGAAGGAGCUGCAGGCCGUGCGCGAGGCGCUGCUGCGGCAGCACGAGGCCGAGCUGCUGCGCGUCAUCAGGAUCAAGGACAACGAGAACCAGCGGCUGCAGGCCCUGCUGCACGCGCUGCGGGACGGCGCCCCCGACAAGGUCAAGACGGCGCUGCUGUGCGAGGCCAAGGAGGAGGCCAAGCGGGGCUUCGAGGUGGAGAGGGUCAAGAUGCAGCAGGAGAUCUCGGAGCUCAAGGGGGCCAAGAAGCAGGUGGAGGAGGCGCUGACCAUGGUCAUCCAGGCCGACAAGGUCAAGGCCGCGGAGAUCAGGAGCGUGUACCACCUGCACCAGGAGGAGAUCGCCCGCAUCAAGAGGGAGUGCGAGCGGGAGAUCCGCAGGCUGAUGGAGGAGAUAAAGGUUAAAGACAGAGCAGUCUUCGUGCUGGAGAGAGAGUUAGGGGUGCAAGCCGGGCAUGCUCAGAGACUGCAGCUCCAGAAAGAGGCUUUAGAUGAGCAGCUGUCCCAGGUCAGAGAGGCUGACCGGCACCCGGGCAGCCCCAGACGGGAACUUCCUUAUGCAAGCGGUGCAGGAGACGCCUCAGACCGCCCGGGAAGCCCUGUAAGCACCUCCCCGCGCUUCGCCGGCCACCAGGGUCACAGACAGACAGCGCCACACAAGGAGCAGCAGCUGGACGAGAAGGACGCGCGGCGCUUCCAGCUGAAGAUCGCGGAGCUGAGCGCCAUCAUCCGCAAGCUGGAGGACCGCAACGCCCUGCUGUCGGAGGAGAGGAACGAGCUGCUGAAGCGCGUGCGGGAAGCCGAGAGCCAGUGCCGGCCGCUGCUGGACAAGAACAAGCGCCUGGCCCGCAAGAACGAGGCCCUGUCCCACUCGCUGCGGCGGCUGGAGAGCAAGCUGAAGCUCGUCACGCAGGAGAACGUGGAGAUGCGGCAGCGGGCGGGCGCCAUGCGCAGACCCAGCUCCUUGAACGACCUGGACCAGAGCCAGGAGGAGCACGAGGUGGGCUUCCUGAAGCUGCAGAUCCUGGAGCAGCAGACCCUCAUCGACGAGCUGUCCAAGACCCUGGAGACCGCCGGCUACGUCAAGAGCGUGCUAGAGCGAGACAAGCUUCUGAGGUUCCGGAAACAGAGGAGGAAGAUGGCGAAGGUCCCCAAGCCGGUGGUGGUGGAGACCUUCUUUGGCUACGACGACGAGGCCUCCCUGGAGUCCGACGGCUCGUCCAUCUCGUAUCAAACGGACAGGACGGACCACACCCCGUGCACCCCGGACGACGACCUGGAGGAGGGCAUGGUCAAGGAGGAGACGGAGCUGAGGUUCCGGCAGCUGACCAUGGAGUACCAGGCGCUGCAGCGCGCCUACGCCUUGCUGCAGGAGCAGGUCGGAGGGACGCUGGACGCAGAGCGAGAAGUUAAGACCCGCGAGCAGCUGGAAGCAGAGGUGCAGCGGGCGCAGACGCGGAUCGAAGACCUGGAGAAGACACUGGCCGAGCAGGGGCAGGACAUGAAGUGGAUCGAGGAGAAGCAGGCGCUGUACCGGAGAAACCAGGAGCUGGUCGGCAAGAUCAAACAAAUGGAGACAGACGAGGCUCGGCUAAGGCACGAGGUCCAGGACGCCAAGGACCAAAAUGAGCUGCUGGAAUUCCGGAUCCUGGAGCUCGAGGAGCGGGAGAGGAAGUCGCCGGCCAUCAGCUUCCACCACACGCCCUUUCCCGACGGCAAGAGCCCCCUCCAGGCCUACUGCGAGGCGGAAGGCGCCACGGACAUCGUGGUGGCCGAGCUGAUGAAGAAGCUGGACAUCCUGGGAGAUAACGCCGUAAGUAACCUGAGCAACGAGGAGCAGGUGGUCAUCAUACAGGCCCGGACGGUGCUGACCUUGGCUGAGAAGUGGCUGCAGCAGAUCGAGGCGACGGAGGCGGCCCUGCAGCGGCAGAUGGCCGACCUGGAGAGCGAGAAGGAGCUGUUCAGCCAGCAGAAGGGCUACCUGGACGAGGAACUGGACUUCAGGAAACACUCCCUGGACCAGGCGCACAAGCGCAUCCUGGAGCUGGAAGCCAUGCUGUACGACGCGCUGCAGCAGGAGGUGGGGGCCAAGGUGGCGCAGCUGCUGUCGGAGGAGGAGCGUGAGCAGCUCAGGGGGGCCGUGGAGCAGUGGAAGCGCCAGGUCCUGAGCGAGCUGCGCGAGCGCGACACGCAGAUUCUGCGGGAGCGCAUGGAGAUGCUGCAGGGGGCGCAGCAGAGAAUCAAAGAGUUAGAAGAAAAGCUAGAAGCCCAGAGGAGACAAAUAAAGGAACUGGAAGAAAAGCCCCCAGAGGAGCCAGACCCUCCUCCUGCGACGGGGCCAGAGAGCAGCGGGCGCCCGGGCUGCGGAAGGAGACGCCUCGUCCCGUCCCUUCAGCCCCAAGAUGCCUGGUGUCCGCAGGCCCCCCCGCUGGGGAGGAGGCAGAGGGGCUGCUGAGGGCUCUGAGCACGGGAUCCCCGCAAGGAGCCAGAGCAGAGCUAGUUGUGCUGACCGGGUCCAGGCUGCUAGACCUGGGCACCUCCCGGGGGCGCAAGGGCCCCGCAGAGCAGACGCCAUGGCCCUCCGCGCGAGCCGCUGAGCCCAUCUUCGGCGUUCCGGGAGGACAGUCCACGCAGCCCCACAGUGGUCGCGCAACAGCUGGGGCGCAGGGCCAUUGCCAGCAGGGGCCGGUCACAGGA